AUGGUCUACACAAUACCAUGGUGCACUGUUCUUUUUCCUCCUAAUGUAUCCAGUGUCAGUCCAGAAGUCUAUGAGAACCAACUGGUGUGGAUUCUGAAUGAUACUACUGGCGCUAAGUGGCCAGUCACAGUUUACUGCAAAAGAAAGGAUCAGGCAUUGACAUUGAACACACAUUUGAAUUCAUUCCUGGUGUAUCAUGGCCAAGAGGAUGAUGUAACUUUUAGAGUGUCUUUGCAUGAGUGGCAAGAAUGGCCCAGGAUCACUGCAAUGUUCAACAAUGAUGGGGCCACCUUCUGGGCCAUCAUAUAUGGCACAAAGGCAGGCAUCUUCUAUCACUGCAUCUCCAGUGAAGACCCUUCAAAGCAGAAAGGGAAGGCAUACAUUCCUGACUCAUCACCAAGGAAAACUCAUAAUGUUGGCAAUGGGGACAUAUUUUCAUCUCCCACAUCACACAGCUCACCAAGGACUCCAGUAAGCCUUGGCCAAGCAGGGCCCUCCAGGCCAAGAUCCAUGUCACCACUACAUCUUCCCAAGUUACUUGCAAGAUAUCUGGAGGUAUACCAGUACUUGAAGCAAUAUGUAUCAAAACAUCUUGAAGAGGCUGAUACAAGGGAUGACUUUAUUGAAGCCAUAGAGAAGAGUAUUCCAAAAGAGGUGGCUGGAUUCAUUUGA
Desarmillaria tabescens is the source of this 672-nucleotide messenger RNA. RefSeq lists its product as uncharacterized. Bases 1 to 672 code for a protein of 223 amino acids. The transcript is spliced from 5 exons. The record is from RefSeq and is a predicted model, not a curated record. NCBI's taxonomy places the organism in Eukaryota, Fungi, Basidiomycota, Agaricomycetes, Agaricales, Physalacriaceae.